AUGGCGUCCUUCUCGACUCUCAAUGAAGACUGCCUUUGCAGAAUUAUUUCCUUUUUGGACGAUCCUGAUUCCUUUCACAGCGUCGCUCUCUCCUGCAAGAGGGUUCAACAGGUGAUUAACAACACUCGGAGCAUUCUCCAUCCAAAGUUGCUGCGAGCAAAAGCUGAAUAUUACAUAAAAUGCUACCUUGUGGAAAUCACCGAUGACAAGAGAGACUACAACGAGUUUAGAAAUCUGGAGAAUCUUCUGUCCAAUGCUGCGCGCCUUACAGCAGCUAAGGAACUCCUGACUUAUGCGAAAGUGGUAAAAGUUUGGGAGAGAAACGGACCCGUGGCAGCUAAAUUGUUUACAUGGAUCAGAAAUCUGGAGAGUAGAACAGAAGAAGGCGAACCGCGAGCGACCUGUUUUAAAGAAUACCAAAGUGUCACGUUGCAUUUGUCAGGAUGUGACAAGGACUUAAAGAUCGAUACCACCUACUUUCAUGAUCACAUCGGUAAUUACGACAACGAGUUGAGCAUCCACGUCACUUGUGGAGAUUUGGAUGUAAAGUCAGAAGGUGAGUUUGCAGGUUGUUUUUGAUUAAAGAUUAGUUGACUACAGUGCAGAUAACAGUGGAACUGGUUGAGAUAACUGAAUUGAGAGAGUGAUUGACUAGCUGACUGACUGACUUAGUACUGUGAGAGUGACAGACUGACUGACAUACUAUGACAGCCCCAUUUACCUAGGCCUUUAGUGACUGACUGUCUGCCUGAGACUGUAAUUGGCUAUCUGACUGAUCGAUACAGUGGCUGACUGACUGACUGAGAGAUUGGCUGACCUUCUGACUGAUCAUCUCAUUAGGAGAGUCAACAGGUUUUACUGACUGACUGACAGACUCAGUGUUUGACAGACUGACUGAAUGAAUUGAUUGAGUGAGUCUGGGAUUGAUAAAUUGACUUAUCCAGUAAGCAACCUUUAUUUAUGCCGUGCCUGGUUGGGUUUCACUAGUGAGUUUUAGUAUUCCAGCCAAAAUAAUUGUAAAAAAUUUGAACUGAAAAUAAGACUUGUUUGGCAAACAUGGGUGUGGGUGACGAUGGUGACCCCCUCUUUUUAGGGAAAACUGACAAUUUAUAAGAAAAACAAGCAUGCUUUUGAAUGCCAGGAAAAGUAAGUAUAGGACCCUCUAAUGAUUGUCUAUAACAAAGUGCUCAGUGUCAUUAAAGUUUAUUAUUUUUGUGGCAAUUUUGGUCAAGUUGCCAUAGUACAUAUCAUGUUAUUAUGCACAAUUCUAUGUUAGCAGACUGUCUCUUAUGCCAUUUUGACUAUAUGGUUAAAUUAAUAUUUUAAAGCUAAAAUACCAUUUUGUAUAGAUUUUACCCGCUAUUGCCCAGAUGAUUAUGAGUAUUGGGAAGAAAAUGAAGUUCAAGCUGCAGUGAAACCAAUGAAACCAGUGGUGGAACUCCUGCAAAAAGAGCUUGGUGAGACAGUUCCUCCCAUAACAAACAAUUUCUUCAUCUGGCUGUGUUACUUCUUUCCACACCAGUACACCUUGACAGUAGAACACAAACUCAGGUUUAAAGACCUGUCCAGGAAUGAAAAACCCACCUCAGGCCAUGUUCAGUCAGCUAUAGAUCUGUUUCACCAGAACCUUCAAGCUGAAACCAAGUUGAAAAACCUAGUGUCUGAAUGGAAUAAUCCUGAUUCAAACCUUCCCAGUUUGAUUGCUGAAACUAUGGCUGUCUUGAUCCAGAGAUCAGAGACAAAAUUCCUUGAAAAGCUCCAAAGAGAUGCUAAUGGCUUUUAUGAGAUUGCCUCCGACCUUAAGCAGAAGCCACUGCCCAAACCACUUGUGCAGGACUUGCUUUUGCGAACAGAGCUUGAAUUUAGUGAUUACAGCCCUGGUACAGUUGCAGACAAGUUUGUAGAAAGCAGAGCUUCAUUCAGGUUUUCAGGAGGUAAAGUCGUGAAAGCUUGGGGUGGCAUGCGUGGGGAUGGGGCAAGUUACCCAACUUGGGAUGAAUUGGAGCUUAAAGUCACCUUACCAGAUGGCAAAGAAUUGAAACUGAAUUCAGACGGCACAUACAGGAGGAAAACUAUUCAAGUUGAAAUGUUGAGUCCAGUUACGGAGCUAUUUCAGAAGGGUGCAAAUAAAUGCAUGGAAGGAGAGGGGCGCAUCCCCAAGUUAGAUGACCGCUUUACAGCCUACUAUCUUUUGCAUGCCUUGAAUUUUGGUGGAGAAGAAGAAACAUUCCUUGGAAAGGAUGAUAAAAAUGUGAGCUGUUCACAGUCUAGUGAGGAAGGAUCAUAUGAGGGGAGUGAAGAAGAACAGAGUGAAGAGGAACAUAGUGAUGAACAAUAAACUUUUCACUUUAUGGCUUUAAACAGUAUUUUAUUCAUAAGGACAGUUGAAAUUACCAGUAAUCAACUUGUUAGUGCAAGGACUGCAUAACUUUAAUAGUCUAACAUAGGUUUAGUGAAUGCCUUUGGAAAUCUUCCUGAAUGUGUAUUUUAAAGUUAUGUCUUUAAAAGACAAAAAGAGCAAAUAUCAUUAAUCAAUGAAAUGAAGAAACUAGUUUGCUCCAUUUGGCUGUAAAACAGUUGAAUUGUUUUAUUUAUCAGCAGAGUAGUAUUUAUAGUCUAUUGUAAGUUGGAUAUUCUAGCACAAAAGAAGCUGUAGCACAUUUUGAAUUUAUUCCAUCUACAAUAAACAGC
Messenger RNA from Pocillopora meandrina, 2691 nucleotides. Lineage: Eukaryota; Metazoa; Cnidaria; Anthozoa; Scleractinia; Pocilloporidae. The record is from the annotation of a GenBank genome assembly.